AUGACUGAGGACAAUCACUCCUUGACAACUGAGUUUAUCCUCAUAGGAUUUACAGACAACCCAGAUCUGAAGACCCUUCUGUUUAUGGUGUUCUUUGCCAUCUAUCUCAUCACAAUGGUGGGGAAUCUAGGUUUAGUGUCAUUGAUCUUCAUUGAGCACCGUCUCCACACUCCCAUGUACAUCUUUCUAGCCAACCUGGCUAUAAUGGAUGCUUGCUGUUGCUGUGCCAUUAUCCCCAAAAUGUUACAGAACUUCCUUUCUGAAGACAGAAUGAUUUCUCUCCAUGAAUGCAUGGUACAAUUUUAUUUUUUCUGCAUUGCUGAGACUGUGGACUGCUGUCUUCUGACAUCAAUGGCCUAUGAUCGCUAUGUGGCAAUAUGCAGUCCACUGCAGUACCACACCAUGAUGUCAAAGCAACUCUGCAUUAAGAUGAUCAUAGGCGCCUACAUAGCUGGGAAUGGGCAUUCCAUGAUUCAUGUAACACUUCUAUUAAGGCUAACCUUCUGUGGAUCUCAUCAAAUCAAUCACUUCUUCUGUGAUGUUCUUCCACUAUAUAGACUGUCCUGUGUUGACCCUUAUAUCAAUGAAUUGAUGAUACAUAUCUUUGCAGGGUCAAUUCAAAUCUUCAGUAUUACCGUAGUCCUAAUUUCUUAUUUUUACAUCCUUUUCACUAUUUUCAAAAUGAAAUCCAAAGAGGGAAGAGGCAAAGCCUUGUCUACUUGUGCAUCUCAUUUUCUGUCUAUCUUAUUGUUCUACGGUUCCCUUGUCUUCAUGUACAUUCGGCCAAGUUCAGCUAAAGAAGGGGAUAAAGAUAUACCUGUUGCUAUUUUUUAUACUCUAAUUAUUCCUUUAUUAAAUCCCUUUAUCUAUAGUCUAAGAAAUAAGGAAGUCAUAAAUGCUAUUAAAAAGAUCAUAAAUAAGAGGAAACCUCAUAGCAUUCUGAAACAGAUAUCAUUCCCUAUAAUAAACUGA
Molecule: messenger RNA, 972 nt
Organism: Chrysochloris asiatica (Cape golden mole)
Lineage: Eukaryota; Metazoa; Chordata; Mammalia; Afrosoricida; Chrysochloridae
Product: olfactory receptor 5K3-like
Exons: 1
Coding region: 1-972 (323 amino acids)
Biological process (GO): G protein-coupled receptor signaling pathway; sensory perception of smell
Cellular component (GO): membrane
Molecular function (GO): olfactory receptor activity; G protein-coupled receptor activity; odorant binding
Source: RefSeq, a predicted model, not a curated record